AUGAUCGCGUCGACGAACAAGCCGACGAUGGUCAAGUGGGAGCACCUUUCGUUUGUGAUUAUGGACGCUCCAAACGACAGCAAUCUGCACAUUUACCUCAAGGAGCUCAAGAGACACAACGUCACGGAUCUCGUGCGGGCUUGUGAGGUCACCUACAGCAGCGAGUCGGUGGAAGCUGCUGGCAUUCGGGUGUACGAGCUCGAGUUUCCAGAUGGCGAGUCCCCCGAUCCGAAAAUACUGGACAAGUGGCUUGAUUUGGUUGAAGAGUGCUUUAAGGAGAACCGAAAUGACUCGAAGUACAACAAGUCUAUUGCGGUGCACUGCGUUGCCGGGCUCGGACGGGCCCCGGUGCUAGUUGCCAUUGCGUUGAUUGAGUACGGAUUGGACCCUAUCAAUGCCGUAGAGCAUAUUCGCAAGUUCCGACGAGGGGCUAUCAACCUGCGGCAGCUCAAGUACUUGGAAAAGUACCACUCUCGGCGCGGUAAUAAGGCGAAGUGCACGAUUAUGUGA
Molecule: messenger RNA, 510 nt
Organism: Peronospora matthiolae
Lineage: Eukaryota; Oomycota; Peronosporomycetes; Peronosporales; Peronosporaceae
Source: the annotation of a GenBank genome assembly